This is a messenger RNA of Vollenhovia emeryi, 2023 nucleotides long. Its product is annotated as putative gustatory receptor 23a, isoform B. Gene Ontology annotation, biological process: sensory perception of taste. The record is from RefSeq and is a predicted model, not a curated record. NCBI's taxonomy places the organism in Eukaryota, Metazoa, Arthropoda, Insecta, Hymenoptera, Formicidae. Gene Ontology annotation, cellular component: dendrite; membrane; axon. Bases 693 to 1919 code for a protein of 408 amino acids. The transcript has 3 exons.
CAUUACGUAUAAGACUUAUUGCUACCACAAUAAUUUGUAUCCGUAAAUGCUUGUCUCUUAAACAAACCUGAAGAGGACUGCGAUUUGCAGUCGAAACGUCGUGACAAAUUAAAUACAUAGCCAGUUAUGUAGAAACAAUUGAUUGAUUAUUUACAUCAAGUAAGUUUUCCAAUGACAUAAUGUAACGGGCUUAUCAGUGCAAUAAUAACAUUUGCAACCUUUGAUGUAUUAUUUUAUUUUAUUAUCGGGUAUCUUGGCAUUUUUGAUAUUAGUCAUCAUUAGCCAUUAACCAUUAGCCUGUAGCCUUUUUGAAUAACUAUGCAUUAUUAGUACGUCUCAGCAAUUUUGCAUAUUAUUACAUUACGUACCACAUGUUAUAAAUAAUAGAUUAAAGAGCUCCAUGGUUACUUCGUGACUAACAUACGAUCGAUUAACACUUUAUACUUCGUUGCAACAACUGCUCACAGUAUUAAACUGGAACUUGUUAAGUGUAAAUGUGGAAAAGAAAGGGCUUAUUUUGAUUGAUGCAUAUGCAGUGGAAAAAUUAAUUUAAGCAUUAAAUUUAAAAAACAGGAUCUUACAAUCAUGCUUACAUUAAUUCAAAAUGUGUUGAUAAUAGUGAUUAGUAACUUUUAGACUAAUAUUCAGACAAUUUAGAUUAUUGUUCGUCCGCAUAUGACAUUUCAGUAAUUAUGUCGAGGAUAUUUCUAAAACAAAUGAUAAGCAAAACACAAAGGUGGCAACUCUUUUAUGCCACAGAUUUUCACAGUGUGAUGUAUCCCUGCUUCACAUUGUGCCGCAUCCUGGGAAUAUUCCCGUACAAGAUCAAUAAGUUGAAGUUCGAGAUUUCAAAACCACUUUAUAUCUUAUCGAUUAUCAUUACCUGCGCUUUAUGUCUUUGCGAAUACACAAUCCUCUGUCAGUACAAUACUUUUAUAAAUGUCACAAAAUUUGAGGCCACAAGCUUUUUUUUUGAAAUUAUCUUCUACUGUGUAUCGGCCGCUUCCAUAGCAAUCGUUACGCUCGUUUUGAGCAGGUCGCGAAUGCGCUUGCUUCAGAUCAUAAUGGAGAUCUCUUUGAAACUGGAUUUGGAGUCAUACCAGAAGUUAUCAAGAUUAAUUCACGCAAAGGAUAUCUUUGGUUUCUUCUAUCUUAUUUGCAAAUUUUUUACAUGUACCUAUAUAACAAACUUACCUUUUUUGCAAACAAUAGUCUCACUAUAUACAGUUUUACUAGUGUUUGCAAUGGACAUGCUAUACAUAAACUGCGUUUGCAUAUUAAAAGCCUGUUACAAGGAAAUUAACAAUAGUCUUCUACACAUGCAAGAUUUUAUGAUAAACAAGGAACCUCGCGUUGCCAUGUUGUUUUAUAAACAGAGAAAUACAUUCCUGAUAAUAAAACUCAAGAACGUGCAGAAGCAACAUCUGAUGAUCAGCAAAACAGUACAAAUGCUGAACAUAAUUUUUAGUUUACAACUUCAUGCUACGAUAAUAUCAAGCUAUUCUGCAAUCAUUUUUGGAUUUUACCACUACUUUCAUGUAGUAAAAUGGUAUAACGGAAUCAUCAAUUUGAAUGAAAUGUUCAGUAUAAUGUUCUUGCUAACCGCAAUAGAUAUCAUUAUAAAAUUGGCAUUACUUGUGUGGGCUUGCGAGACCGGCAAGAAUCAAGCACAAGAAAUCCGUACUACGAUUCACGAUGUACUUAACAGCAGCAGAGACGAACAAAUAAAAAUUGAGUUGCAGCUGUUUUCUUUACAAUUAUUGCAUGGCGAAAAUAGAUUUUCGGCCAAAGGUUUCAAUGUGGACGCAACAUUUUUCGCUUCUAUGGUGGGUACCAUUACAACGUACGCGUUAAUUUUGUUACAAUUCUUGAAGAUGUCACAGUCUUGCGAUGAAACAUAUACAAUUAACACUACAUGAAUAAUGUAAUUCUGCAAAAAAGAUAACAAAUUACAAAGACAAUUGUUUUCACAUUUGGCAAUAGUUAUUCGUAUAUAUACAAAUACAUGUACAUAGAUAAGAUU